ACAAAGCCUCUGUGUCUAUAAAUACGUUAGCACUUAGCUUAGUGUAGUGGAGAAAAAGAAGAGCCUUUACUAAGCUUAUCACAUACUCUUCUAUUUCCCUCUGUUUCUUUUAUCUAACUAGACAUGGCAAGGGCUUGGCUUAUCGAUAGCAGAACAAUUGCGAGAAAAGUGAAAAAUCCGGCUCGGGCUUGUGCUGAUCAAAUCAAAGGAUAUGGAGCUAAUCGUGACUGCCCAAAUUGCCACCAUCUUAUAGACAAUAGUGAUGUUUCUCAUGAUUGGCCUGGUUUUCCUGCUGGUGUCAAGUUUGAUCCAUCUGAUGCUGAGCUUCUGGAACAUUUAGCUGCUAAAUGUGGCAUUGGAGCCUCUAAACCACAUGCAUUUAUCGACGAAUUCAUUCCUACACUGGUUCAUGAUCAAGGAAUUUGCUAUGCGCAUCCUGAAAAACUUCCUGGCGUUAAGAAAGAUGGAAGCAGUGUACAUUUCUUCCAUAGAACAAUUAAUGCUUAUGCAACUGGACAAAGGAAGCGCCGCAAAGUCCAUAAUGAAGAUGGUCCAAGUGAGGAGCAUGUUCGCUGGCAUAAGACCGGGAAGACCAAACCUGUGACGGAAAAUGGAAUGCAGAAGGGGUGUAAGAAGAUCAUGGUUCUCUACAAAAGUUCAAAGAAGGGUAUGAAGCCUGAUAAAUGUAAUUGGGUUAUGCAUCAAUACCAUCUUGGGACUGAUGAGGACGAGAAGGAAGGAGAAUAUGUGGUAUCUAAAAUAAUAUACCAGCAGCAAAAGCAAAUUGAGAGUCAUGAUGAUAUUCCUCUUGCUGAAUAUUGUGAUUUAUCAGCUCUUCAAACUAGUCCAAGGACACCAAAUCCUCCCAAUCCACCGCGACCAGGGACAUCUCAUAUAUGUGAUGAUGAUGCUGAUGAUAAUAUAUUACAGUCCUCUUUUCUGGAACAGAAGGUUACUGUCAAGGGAGAAGCCGAUGUGCCUGCACAUGCUGUUCAUCCAGAGGUAUAUGCAGCUCAGCCCGAGAAUGAUGCAGGAUACGCAGAAUGGUUGGCUGGAGAAUCUCAAGCUGUGGAAGACACUGAUUUCUGUGGCAUUGAUGGUUCUUUGCUACGCGAGGAAACUCUCGAUUCAUCUUCUCUUUUCCUCAAUAAUUUUGGACAAGCUAAUCCAUCAUACACCAGCAUUUCCAACACAAGUGAAAUGGCCGCAAUCAAUAAUGCACCCUAUGGGAUUGCUGAACUAGCCAACUUGGAGCUAGACACACCACCAGAUUUCUCUUGUGAUCUGCAAUUUAAUUCUCAGGAUAGUUGGAUUGGCCGAUUUUGAAGACGUAUACUAUAUAUAAUUUGGGUGUAGUCACCCAGUAUUGACUA
This is a messenger RNA of Mercurialis annua (annual mercury), 1373 nucleotides long. RefSeq names its product NAC domain-containing protein 73-like. NCBI's taxonomy places the organism in Eukaryota, Viridiplantae, Streptophyta, Magnoliopsida, Malpighiales, Euphorbiaceae. Bases 124 to 1326 code for a protein of 400 amino acids. Gene Ontology annotation, cellular component: nucleus. Gene Ontology annotation, molecular function: DNA-binding transcription factor activity; transcription cis-regulatory region binding. The transcript is spliced from 6 exons. Gene Ontology annotation, biological process: regulation of DNA-templated transcription. The record is from RefSeq and is a predicted model, not a curated record.